AUGGCGACUGUCCCUCCACGCCUCCUCAAAUCCCUCAAUCGUCUCCGAUGUUCAAUAUUCCAAACUUCAUUCAACCCAACUUCCCGACGAACAGGCGCUAAAUACCUCAAAUCGCGUCUUCGCGGCCCGUCCAUGGUCGAAUACUACCCUCCUCGCGACGAACAUUCCAUCGGCGCGCUCAACAGGAUGUAUCCGGGUUGGAACCUUGUUGAUAUCGAGGAAGUACGGAGGAAUAUCUCUAUACAGGAGCAUAAGGAUAGAGGGAAGGGUGCUCCGAAGAAGGCUAAGAAUAAGGAGGAAUCUCGUCGUGUAAAGAAGAAGCGGUAG
Molecule: messenger RNA, 327 nt
Organism: Fomitiporia mediterranea MF3/22
Lineage: Eukaryota; Fungi; Basidiomycota; Agaricomycetes; Hymenochaetales; Hymenochaetaceae
Exons: 2
Coding region: 1-327 (108 amino acids)
Cellular component (GO): mitochondrion
Source: RefSeq, a predicted model, not a curated record